Messenger RNA from Cylicostephanus goldi, 1344 nucleotides. NCBI's taxonomy places the organism in Eukaryota, Metazoa, Nematoda, Chromadorea, Rhabditida, Strongylidae. The record is from the annotation of a GenBank genome assembly.
CUCUUACCGAAGUAUGCGACAGCUUACUAUGUAAUCCUUAGUGGCACCGUCCACCCUAAUUUAGGGGUCUCGGAGGAACAAUAUAGAACAAAUAUAAAGAUUUUUACAUUUAGGUGGCAUUUUGCGUACAAUUCCAUUUUGGAAGAGAAGGUACGCCGACGACGCAACAAUUGGUCAUGGCCUCGGAUGCAAGCACAUCGAAAACUUUUGAGGGAAUAUCGAGAUGCUUGGGUCAAAGUUUUGACCGAGAAGAGUCCAGGCUCUGAUGUGGACGAAAUCGUGAAGAGAGCUGAAGAAAAGUUGGACGUGUUCAAUGUCAAUAUUGCUAGACAACAGGCCGAAAUGGAUGUUGAUCGACAAGGACUGAAAAGAGUGGAAGAUCAACCGCAAGGAUGGCUUGCAUGGGGCAAGAGCUGGUUUGGCGGCGGCGAGGAAAAGCCACAUGCGGAGAAGAAGAAGGACUUUGCUGAUCAAUUCAAUGAAGCGAUGACACCUGAAGAAAAGGCGAAGUUGUUUGAAGCCAUCGACUAUCAGGAAAAUAUUCCUCCAACAAACUAUCCAAAGGAAUUUGUUGAAAAUAAAUUCGAUUUCCGUCUUGGACAGGUUUGCAUCCCAUUAUCCAUGAAAAUCUGUCUUUGCAGGUUGCUGUCAUAUGCGUCUAUUAUAACCUUCGUAGAUUUAUACCAUGUCUUUAGUCUAAAAUCAACCAUACAAGAGCUUCGAAUGGAUGGCUGCGGUGCAGAGAUGUUGCGUGUGCGCGAUCCUUCAAAGCCGUGGCUUUACCUUUGUGUCGACACAAAUCCUUUGCAUGGAAAAUACGAUCAAUCCGUAGAACUUGCAAUCGCUCCAGUCAAUCUGAAGUACCAUGCGCCUGCUGUGAACAAUGCUAUAGAUGUAAGGUUACGAGUUUCCAGUCUUCAAACCUCCGGAGUCAGUGAAGUCAAAGCUCGAUCAGUUACUGGGCUUGCUCAUGCUGUUGAAAAUAGAUCUCGACUUGUGCUCGACAUUCAAAUACAGCCUGCCACCAUUUAUAUCUCUGAGGGUGGUGUGUACGAUUCGAAUAAACCAACUCUUCUGGCCGAUCUUGGUCUACUCAGUAUCACAACUAUAGAAAGUGAUCCAGUAAGUCUCACGAUUUUAAAGAAUUGCUGUAAUUUUUUCUCGGCUAGAAAUUGGGAAAACGAAGUUAUUCAUGUUUUUUCAAAACAAUGCUGGGAUGCUCUAGCAAUGACAGUUGUAUACUACACGAUCUCAGAAGCACGAUUGUCAAUUUUUAGCUUCUUAAACAGCUGGUUAAAGAGAAAGACUGAAUUUUUGGCAGUUGCGCAAGAAAAAUUUGGAUAA